Messenger RNA from Fusarium sp. VM40, 1251 nucleotides. The record is from the annotation of a GenBank genome assembly. Lineage: Eukaryota; Fungi; Ascomycota; Sordariomycetes; Hypocreales; Nectriaceae.
AUGGCCUCUACCUACAAGAUAUACUUCACCAACUCCUCCGGCUUUAACAACAAUUUUGCUUUUUUCAGUGCUGUGCCCGUUGUUACAGACAACGGCGGCAGCCCUGUCUAUAGUAACAUCAUUGCAAGCCAGUAUGUUCCAUCUGAUGAUGGGGACACUACUUUCGGAAUCGAUGUUACCCAGACCUACUAUGCCUGGACCAGCGUCUCUCCUGUCGAUGUCCAGAAACUGCCUGGUAACAAUGUUGUUACGAGGAUCAGCAACUCCAAGCUUGCUACGCUGGGCAAGACCGGAGCGCCAGGAAGUACUUUCAAGUUGAUCGAUAAUGCGGGUAAUCCGACUUUCGACCCCAAUUCGACUACUUACAAUGCCCCGGACGGUACUUUCCAGAUCGCCUCUGACCCUGGUGCUUUUCAGCCCGAUCAAAACUUCAUCUGUGGCUUAGGCUCAGUUGAUGGUAAUGGCCAGCGGAUUCCUGUUGCAACGUUCGCCGCACAGCCCAAUACCAUUGCUACCAUCAAACCGGUCGUUACGUUUUACAUUGCCCAGUUCUCUUCUCAGAAGGGAACUGUCGUCGAUGUCAACAUUCUUUCUAACAAGGCAGCUAUAAUUGACUUUACCGGCAAGGGGGUCAAUGCGGCUUUUGUGAACCAGACCGCUGGGGGUGGCUUCAGCGUUCAGUAUGGAUCUGCCAAAUCCAUGGUCGAAUUAUCCCAGGCCUCUUCUUCGAAGAACAAAUCCAGACCUCCUAUUUUAAACCAAUACGAUCUCGAAACACUUAUGGAAAUCAUCCGGAAGAUCAGUCCCGUUGCUAUCACUCUGUAUCAAUGCGGGUUUGAUUGGGUUGGAAACCCUACCCAGCAGCAAAAGGCCACAGCGGUUACCAGCGCAGCGACUGCGAUGGGAAGUAUUGCAGGAUAUACUGUGUCCUCCAGGCCCAGCGCUCCCUACACUAAUCCCAGCUUUGGUGUCCAAUCCGCCAAUCCCAUUGGUACUGUCAGAGCCGUAUGGAACACCGUCGUCGCUGGACUGGGGCCUAUAGCUAAUAAUCCUCGUACCACAAAUGGCAACUUCGCUGAUAGUAAAACCCAGAGUAAUGGCACCGAAAAACAGCAAAGCACUAACGGGGGCGAGCGUACCAAUGGUAACCAAGUCACCAACAAUCCGUCCCAUGUCAAUAAUGAAUAUGCCAGCAGCGAUCUGGUUCAGCUCUUGAAGGGUAUGGGGGGUCUGGACGUCGCUGCGCAUUGA